This is a messenger RNA of Mycena citricolor, 207 nucleotides long. The record is from the annotation of a GenBank genome assembly. NCBI's taxonomy places the organism in Eukaryota, Fungi, Basidiomycota, Agaricomycetes, Agaricales, Mycenaceae.
AUGCUCGAAUAUUAUGUCCAGCGCGCCAAGGGCGGAACUGGUUUCAUCGUCACCGAGGGAACGCUCCCAUCGCGUCAAGGGACCGAAUGGCCUAACGCACCUGGUAUCUUCAACCAAGCACCUCAGUUACCACCGCCAUCACGCGGUUCUCCCCCCGCGGGGUACCUACUGGGUACCCUCAGACGUCUUGCUGAGGGUACCCAGUAG